Messenger RNA from Mytilus californianus (California mussel), 1454 nucleotides. RefSeq lists its product as uncharacterized. The coding region runs from base 102 to 770 and encodes 222 amino acids. Gene Ontology annotation, biological process: centriole replication; mitotic cell cycle. Lineage: Eukaryota; Metazoa; Mollusca; Bivalvia; Mytilida; Mytilidae. Gene Ontology annotation, cellular component: centrosome; centriole. Gene Ontology annotation, molecular function: calcium ion binding. The record is from RefSeq and is a predicted model, not a curated record. The transcript is spliced from 5 exons.
CACACAGCAACAACAAAGCUUCAAAAGGCGGCGACAGGUGCCCGAAAUUAAUUAACUUUGUGCAAACAAUAGAUUUAAUCAAUUAAGAAAAUAAGAUAAAGAUGCCGAAGAAAAAGGGGAAAUCAAAGAAAGGGAAAGGUAAAAAGGGGAAAUCAAAGAAAGAGACAAAAACUAGCGAAGGACCAAGAGAUCCAAUGACUCCAGCGUUUAUUCCACCACCACCACUUCCAAGAGAAAAGCUAAUUAAUCUAUUGAAACAACAUCCUGUGAAUGAAAAAGAAAUUCAUGGUUACAAAGUGACAGACAGAAUCCUAAAAAACUUAACCUCUUCUGAAAUUAGAGACCUGAUUGUAGUUUUUGAAUUGUUUGAUGCCAAUUCUGAUGGAUAUAUCAAUGCAAAAGAGUUACGACGUGCAAUGAGAGCACUUGGAUUUAAAUGUUCAAGAGAUGAUGCCAAAGAUAUGAUUUCAGAUGUUAGUGUGAAAGGAAAAAGCCAGAUCAGCUUUGUUGAGUUUUUAGAAGUCAUCAUUGACAGACAAGAUGAUGCUAGAGACAUCUAUGAUGAAAUACUCCAGGGAUUCAAAAUGUUUGAUCAAGACAAUUCAGGAUCUAUUACAUUAGACAAUUUAAAACAAAUAUGUACGGAAGCAGGAAUGAAGUUUGCACAGAGAGACUUAGAGGAAAUGAUUGAAGAAGCUGACAUUAAUGGCGAUGGGAAAGUCGACCAAUCAGAAUUUAUACGAAUUAUGUUACAGACUAACUUGUUUUAAUAAAUCUUCAACUUUACCCAUCUGUAUUUAUGCUAUCAAUAUUAGCAACUUUUUUGUUUUUGAUGAAAUGUGAAAAGAAUAUUUACGAAUCAAAUUUUGUAUAAAUUAAGUUAUAUCACAAACUUGUAUCAAAAGAUAUAUAAUGACAGCAAAGUGGACUUGUGACUAAUUAUUUUCUUAUUCCAACUGUAGAUCAUAAUAGAACAACAAAUGAAUGUAAAAAGGCAAAGUUUAUAGAUUCAAGAAUAAUGAGAAUGAAAUUCAGUUUGAAAUUUAUUUUAUAAUGUUGAGAUAAUUAUACUAAUUAAUUCAUAGAAGAUUUGCGUUUAUGUUUUUUUUUAUUCUGCAAUAUUUUAAGCAUUAAUCUUUAAUGUAUGAUCUUGUAUCCCUUCAUCUGAUUUUCUUUUCAUGACAAUGUUCAUUUCUUUGAACUUGCUGUCAAAUAUUCUAUUUUUUUCUGCUUUUUGCAUUUAUUAAUAAAUUGUUGUUUAUAGCAAUAUUUAACUUCCAUUGACCUAUUUUGAAUUCAUUUCUUCCUAUAGGUUGUUUUUACUUUAUGUGUAUAUUUGUGUACUUGUUAAUGAAUGAGAAUAUAGAUGUGUGAAAAACUAACAUAUUUUAAUGAUGUUGAAUUUAUACUGAUCUGUGAUGAUAUUUUUGAAUAAAUAUUUUUAUAAAAUGGCA